This is a messenger RNA of Paramecium tetraurelia, 414 nucleotides long. RefSeq lists its product as uncharacterized. Gene Ontology annotation, biological process: protein phosphorylation. Gene Ontology annotation, molecular function: ATP binding; protein kinase activity. The record is from RefSeq and is a predicted model, not a curated record. Lineage: Eukaryota; Ciliophora; Oligohymenophorea; Peniculida; Parameciidae. The transcript is spliced from 2 exons.
AUGAAAAUCAUACCUCAUAUUUACCUACUUAAACAUGUAAGAAUUCAUCAUAUUUAUCUGAUUUAAAAUAUAUAUCAAUUUGAAACUAAGUUUAAACAAUCAGCAAAUAAAUUGUUAUAUUAUUUACCCCAUUUUAUAUAAUUAUAAAUUGUAGAAUAAGAGAUUGAAGCCAUUAAUAAUGUAUUCCCAAAUAAAUACACAAAUCCUGAAUUUAUAGGAGCAGGAGCAUUCUCCUAAGUGUUUAAAUGCAAAACAAACAAUAACGAAUUUGUAGCAAUCAAAAUUAUUGGUUUAGAAAAGAUUUAAAAGGAGGUUAUUCCCUACAUGAAAAACGAAAUAGUAUUGCUUUCACGAAAUAGAAUAAUAAUAAUAUAAUUUAAUUAAUUGAGGUUGCUUAAGUUCAACAAACAUUGA